Chelonia mydas (Green sea turtle) is the source of this 931-nucleotide messenger RNA. RefSeq lists its product as uncharacterized. The record is from RefSeq and is a predicted model, not a curated record. Gene Ontology annotation, molecular function: transmembrane signaling receptor activity. Gene Ontology annotation, biological process: cell surface receptor signaling pathway. Lineage: Eukaryota; Metazoa; Chordata; Testudines; Cheloniidae. The coding region runs from base 1 to 918 and encodes 305 amino acids. The transcript is spliced from 6 exons.
AUGGGUGAUCUCCGUGCCCCCACCCUCUACGUGAGCCAGACAUCUGCUCGACAGGGGGACUCCUUGCGGCUCAAGUGCUCUGUGGUUUCCCAGGCCCCAGUCACCCGUGUCGUCUUCUGUAAGGACGGGGAGGAGGUUUUCUCCCAGAUGGGGUUGGAGAAGAAGGUCACCUACAGCUAUGACCAUGCUGUGUCCAUGGGCAGCUCUGGAAAUUACUCCUGUGGGUACGAGAUCAAGGAGAGCGACAAGCGAGUGAACAGAUCCCAGCUCAGUCCUACUAAGCAUCUCAGCAUUACUGUGCUGAGUCCCAGCAGCCAGGAGAUGUGCUCAGCACCCGGUGAUCUCCGUGCCCCCACCCUCUACGUGAGCCAGACAUCUGCUCGACAGGGGGACUCCUUGCGGCUCAAGUGCUCUGUGGUUUCCCAGGCCCCAGUCACCCGUGUCAUCUUCUGUAAGGACGGGGAGGAGGUUUUCUCCCAGAUGGGGUUGGAGAAGAAGGUCCCCUACAGCUAUGACCAUGCGGUGUCCAUGGGCAGCUCUGGAAAUUACUCCUGUGGGUACGAGAUCAAGGAGAGCGACAAGUGGGUGAACAGAUCCCAGCUCAGCCCUUCUAAAUACCUCAGCGUUACUGGCGGCGCGAGCAGCAGCGGAGGAGGGGAGGAGCCGACCCGCCCAGAGCCGGUCAUGUCCCUCGCCAUCUGGGCCACCCGCUGUGUCCUGGUCCUAUUCCUCUUGGUCUCUGCACCCAUCAUCACCUUCAUGCUGGAGAAACGGAGCCUGCCUGAUCCCACAGGGCUGGAGGAGACUCAUGAAGGGAGCAACAGCAUCAUGGGAGGGAGUAAGGUUGCCGGGUGUCCGGUUUUCAACCAGAAAACCAGGUCAAAAAGGGACCCUGGUGGUUCUGGUCAGCACUGCUGACUGGGCUGUUAAA